AUGGACGCCAGAUCUUACGAAGGUCCCAUGGACUGGGAAUACCAGGACAAAGGCCCUCUGGACCCCACCAGUCCUUUUGCACAAGCUGCCAACAAUGCGCAGAGAAAUACUCUUGGUUCACCGUUCAAAACAGCUCGACCUCCGAAUCCUUUUGCACAUCUCCAGUCGCCAUCAAAAUCUCAAUCGCAUCCUCCCCAAACCUCUCGAUUUACGCCGCAGCUGUCGUCAAGAAAUACCGCUCCACCUUUUAGAAAUCCAGCGUUUACGACUCCCAGAAAGCCCCUUGAUGAAGUUGUCUUCUCUGAGGCAUCAGGUGCCGAAGACAGCCCAGCCCCAACGGAGGCGUCCGACUACCCAAACGACACACCCGACAUUGACCGCAAAUCCAACAUCUCCACGAGCGCAACCGUUACUCCUCUCAAGGUUGACAAGUCCUGUCGAUAUGGAAAGUCAAGUUCCCGGAAGCAUUUGUCCGGCAAAGGAGAGAUUCGAUCGCAUCGUGACCCCAACGUUACAAUGCGCAAAAGGAAGCGACACAAUUCAGAUAAGGAUGUCGGAAGCAUUUCUCGACAGGGCGGAUACGAAGCCGAUUCCUGGGACUCUGACUCAGACGCUAGCGACGGAUCGCAAAGGCCCAGGAGCCGGUCAAAGGGGAAACAGAGGGGAUAUUUCGAGUCGCUUUUCUACGCCUUGAACAAGUACCCCAACACGCCAGACCACAUGCGGAGAUGGAUGCAGCUUGGAGCCAACGUUUUUCUCGUGUCCAUCUUAACGUAUGUCUGCUGGUCGGUCGUCAGUACGAUUCGUACGGAUAUUUUUACAGCCAACAUGGCCGAGCACCAGAGGAUAGUUGCGGAAUCGGAAUCUUGCCGCAAAGAUUACAACAUCAACAAUUGCGCCAACAAUAAUGCACCGGCUUUGAAUAAACAAUGCAGCGAGUGGUACGAUUGCAUGAUUCAAGAUCCAGACGCCAUCAUGAGGGUCAAGGUUACGGCCAAGCAAGUAGCCGAAAUUAUCAAUGAGUUUACUGAAACGAUGCAUCUCAAGGCUUGGGGCGUCAUCCUGGCAAUCAUAUUGAUUUGCUCUACAGUCAACUUUGGCACAUUCAGUCGUGCACAUGGUCACCACGAUAUCCGUCCAACACCAUCACAACCAGUAGGGGAUGCACACGAUCAAGCCAGGCCUCCUGGUAUUACACCGGGAUAUAUGCUAGUUCCAGUACAGACUCCCAGAAUGCAACGGCAGGCGUUACUGGAUGAAGGUACGGACACGGACAAUUCUCCGGUCAACCUGAAGUCAUAUUAUACGCCUGCUGGACGCCGAAGUCCUAGCAAAGGGGACAGGCAAUUAAGUCCGAUAAAGUAUGGACGCAGCCCCAGCAAGGGAUAUUAG
Messenger RNA from Pochonia chlamydosporia 170, 1392 nucleotides. Its product is annotated as nucleus export protein Brr6. Gene Ontology annotation, cellular component: nuclear envelope; nuclear membrane. Bases 1 to 1392 code for a protein of 463 amino acids. The transcript is spliced from 3 exons. Gene Ontology annotation, biological process: lipid homeostasis; nuclear envelope organization. NCBI's taxonomy places the organism in Eukaryota, Fungi, Ascomycota, Sordariomycetes, Hypocreales, Clavicipitaceae. The record is from RefSeq and is a predicted model, not a curated record.